This is a messenger RNA of Dromaius novaehollandiae (emu), 855 nucleotides long. It is a transcript of the gene DCDC1, whose product is annotated as doublecortin domain containing 1. NCBI's taxonomy places the organism in Eukaryota, Metazoa, Chordata, Aves, Casuariiformes, Dromaiidae. Gene Ontology annotation, cellular component: midbody. Gene Ontology annotation, biological process: intracellular signal transduction; regulation of mitotic cytokinesis. Gene Ontology annotation, molecular function: microtubule binding. The record is from RefSeq and is a predicted model, not a curated record.
AUGAGGCGAGCAGGGCAGGCCAAGGGUGGCAGCCAGGUUCAGUUGGGAGUCCAGGUCAUCAGACAAGUCCAUGAUGAUAAGGAUUGUUCUACACAUCAAACAAAAUCAGUUCAGAGCUGUGAUGGAGUAUCAGACUUAGACAGCUACAAAUCAAGCAGUACAGAAAAUUUCUGCCUUAUAUCAUCAUCCAAGAGAAACAGACCCCAAAGUGCUCCCACAGGUCAACUAAGAAUGCUCUCUUUUUCAAAACUCUAGCAUGCCCAGAAGGCAUCUGCAGUAUCCAAAGUUAUUAAACAGCAACCAAAUGUAAUCAAAAUCAUUGCUUACAAGAAUGGCACAAGAAAGAUCUUUGCUAACGUUUCUGUGUUCUCAAUUAAGCCACUGCUGGAGGAGUACACUGAAAAGCUGAAUCUGAACAUGGCUGCAUGAUGAGUGCUCUUGGCAGACGGCACCGAAGCACUAGAACCUAAAGACAUACCCCAUGAUGCCGACGUUUAUAUUUCAACUGGAGAGACCUUUUUAGAUCCAUUCAAAAAAAUCAAAGACCAUCUGUCAUUAAUGAAGAAAGUAACAUGGGCAGUGAAUGGCCUGGUUCUUCAUAAUGGUGUCAAGCAAAGAAUCAAGACUGUCGUUUCCAACUGCAUGAAGAAAACUAUAGAGAAGACCUCAGUCAGAAUUUUAGCGUUUAAGAACUGCACAGGGUAGGAUGGCUAUGACAUUGUUGCAUCACAGAAUCAAAUUGAAAAGUUCACUGCCCAGCCACAUAAAAGCUUUUGCCAGUACAAGAAAAAAGUGGCAUGGAGGUGGAAAGAAACAAUGGAGUCUGAAAGACAGAAAAACUUGGGAACGUUCUAG